Pararge aegeria (speckled wood butterfly) is the source of this 5507-nucleotide messenger RNA. It is a transcript of the gene Xpc, whose product is annotated as DNA repair protein complementing XP-C cells homolog. Gene Ontology annotation, molecular function: damaged DNA binding; single-stranded DNA binding. The record is from RefSeq and is a predicted model, not a curated record. Gene Ontology annotation, cellular component: nucleotide-excision repair factor 2 complex; nucleus; XPC complex. Lineage: Eukaryota; Metazoa; Arthropoda; Insecta; Lepidoptera; Nymphalidae. Gene Ontology annotation, biological process: nucleotide-excision repair; mismatch repair. The coding region runs from base 124 to 3873 and encodes 1249 amino acids. The transcript is spliced from 10 exons.
GGCAGUGCUUGUCAAUUCGAUAAUUUCGUUCGUUGUUAUUUUAAAACGUAAUUCGUAGGUAACAAUUUCACAACAAUUUUAUAUUUUUCUGUUACAUAUCGACUUAAUAUCCUAAAGCUUACGAUGCCAACAACUAGGAAAAAGGUAAUCAAAACAGUGUACAAAGACGACGACGAAAGUGAACAAGAAAAAGAUGGACACGAUUUUAGUGAUUCCGGUUCUGAAGCGGAAAUACCUGAUCACCCUAGCUCUGAUGAGGAAGAGGAAUGCCAUAUUUCCUCUGACGAAGACUUUAAAAACACAAAAAGCAAAAAGAAAACAAAGCGCACAUCAACCAUUCAAAAAAAAGUUCCAAACAAAGCUAAUUUUACCAAAACUUUUAUAACAAAAAUAAAUAAACAAAAGGACAGUGAAGAAAACUCUGAUGAAGCGCCAGUACUGUUUUCUGUUAAAGACUUAACAGAUGCUGAUAAACUGUUACCAUCCAUUCUGAAUCUUUCUGAAAGCGACAGCAGUGAUGAUGAAUCUCCAAGAGUAACUAUAAAAAAGGAUAUAACAAGUUUUGAAUCAGUAAAGUCCAAUGAUUCAGAAAAUGAUACAGAAUCUAAUGUUGAAUAUAAAGAUGUGUGGUCAAAUAAUAUUAAAGAUGAGAGUGAAGAAGUUGCUAAGAAGACUUUCUUAGAACUGGAACAGCAUAAAAGUAAAAUGGAGGAAACAAAAAUAUCAAUUCAGAGCUAUACUGCAAAAAUUGAUGCACAAGCAGACUCUAAUGUAAAGGAUUUGCUAGCUCUUGGGGAGGAGGAAAUACCACAACAAAGUGUUUCAAGUCAUUCUAAAAAACGCAAAAAGAAAGUAGUUAAUGAUGAUAGCGAUUCUGAGAUGGAAGAUUGGGAGGAAGUCAAAGAUGUUAAAGCUAUACCACAACAAGGAUUACAGCUUAUUGUUGACAUUCCAAAUGCUGUUUGUAGGAAAACAAAAAAAUUAGAUGUUGAAAUGAUGAUGAAAAGAAAAAUUAACAGAGUAAAGAAAGAAUAUCAAGUGUACAUGCAUAAAGUACAUGUCUUAUGUUGGUUGGCUCAUGGUAAUUACGUUAGUGGAGUAUUAAAUGAUCAAUCUAUUCUCGCAGCUGCAUUAUCCUUAGUUCCAUCCAAUGAAUGCUAUCCUGGAGAAAGAGUAGAUAUGAAGUAUGUAGAACAAAUAACCUCCUGGUAUAAGGACAAGGUUAUUUUAAAGCAGGAUAAACAUGAAAAUAAAUUUAGACCAAAAGCACCAACUUUAAAAGAUAUAUUACAACAACAAAUAAAAAGCAGAAUUUUCAGUACAAAAAAAUAUAUAGUUUUUGUAUUUGUUUCAAUGUUAAGAAGUCUUGGUUUACAAUGCAGAGUUAUGUUUAAUUUUGUCACCCUGCCAAUUAAACCUCCUAGUUCUGAAUUAUGUUCACUAUCUACUAAACAGAAUGAUAUAAAAAAUGAAGAUCAGAAAGGAAAAAAACAGUCAAUAAAAGUAGAAAAAGAUAUCUCCAGCAAGCAAAAAGUUAGCAAUAUAAAAAAAGAGAAAAUACCUCAGUUAGAUGGAAUUUAUAAUGUGAGCUAUUCCAGUGACAGUGAUAAUAUUAUGCAGGUAGAUGGUAGUGAUGACGGUUUAACAAAUAGAAGUAGAAGAGUUAGGAAUACACUAAAUUCUAAAAAACACGUAAGCACUGAAAGUAACCUUGAUCAAUGUAGUGUAUCGCCACCAAAAAGAGCGAGAAGAAAUUGCACGACACAACCUGAGAAAGAUAAUAAUAAAAAUAAAAAACAAGAAAGCCCUCAAAAGCUCCACGAAACUGAUAUCAACAAUAAAAUUGCCAUAGGAAAAUCUAGAAAAUCGCUGUCACUAAAUCGUAUCGAAUCAAAAAAUAAUGUGGGAGCUGAACCGAAAGACAAUAAAAGUGUUGAAAACCUUGUGGAACAAGUCACGCUCUCGAGAAGGACCAGAAGCAGCAAGAAAUCUGUUAGCACAGCUUUAUCCAAACCUGAAAUAAAACCAAAAGAAAACGCGAAUAAAACUGUCCCUAAAAAGACCUCUGUGAAAGAACCUGAAAUGAAAGCAAAAGAAAUCACAUAUAAAACUGACUCUAAAAAUACCUCUUUUAAAGUAAAUGAAAUCACAAAUGAAGUUGCCUCUAAAAAGACCUCAGCAAAAUUGCCUGAUAUAAUAAUUACAAAUGAAAAUGACAGUGUUUCAAGUAAGUAUUUUGGAAACCAUGAAUUUUCUUCAAUUAAUAACUCAACAGCAACGACCAGAAAACGUUCAAAAACAUCUGAACCUGUACAUCAAAGCGACAAUAUAACUGAAACUAAAAAAAGAGCGCGAUCAAAAAGUGUUCAAAAUAAUGAAACUGAAAGUAAAUAUUUUACUGGUAAUAUUGAUAAACAAACAAUAAAACCAACUAGAACUAAUAAGAAAAAGAUUGACGAUCUUUCUGAAGAUUGCAAAAGAGUAAGCCAUAAAGACUUAAAAAGAAAGGCAAACGUGAAGAAUGAUGUAAGAGAUGACCUAAUUCAUAUCAUAAAAGGGAGAGUUAAGGAAGCAAAAGCAGAUGCCAAAAAGUUAAUAGUCAAAGAGAAAAUAAAAAAAGAAUCUGAUGAAGAUAGCUAUUAUUUGCCAGUGCAGUCUCCGAAAAGUAAAAUGUCAGAAAGCGAUGAAGAUUUUAAACCGAGUAAAAUAAGCCCAAAAUCAAAAAUUAAAACUGUUAAAAAAGUUGAUCGGCGGGUUUUCUCAACAGAUGAUGAACUACAUCAGAACAAUCUUAACAAAAGUGAUGUUUGGUGUGAAGUAUAUGUAGAGGAACUUGAAGAGUGGGUUGCAGUAGAUGUUAUUAAAGGCAAUGUGCAUUGCGUCAACGAAAUAUACGGUAGAGCUACACAUCCAUUUAAUUAUGCAGUUGGAUGGGACAACAAUAAUUACUUGAAAGAUUUAACUCGAAAGUAUGUACCACAUUGGAAUACUAUCACCCGUAAACAACGUGUAGAAUCUCUUUGGUGGGAAGUGGCUUUAAAACCGUGGUUAGGACCAAAAACUGCGAGAGAUAGAGAAGAAGAUGAGCGGUUAGACAGAAUGCAGCUUGAAGCACCUUUGCCUAAAGUCAUUGGAGAAUAUAAAAACCACCCAUUAUAUGCAUUAACGCGUCAUUUAUUAAAAUUCGAAGCCAUAUAUCCGCCCGAUGCAGCAACUCUUGGAUUUGUUCGCGGAGAGCCUGUGUACGCACGAGAAUGCGUGUACGUUUGUAUGUCACGUGAUAAAUGGCUCAAAGAAGCUAAAGUCGUUAAACUUGGUGAAAAACCUUACAAAAUCGUUAAGGCACGACCAAAAUGGGAUAAGCUUUCAAAUAAAUGUAUAACAGAUAAACCCCUAGAAGUGUUCGGGCCGUGGCAAGUUCAAGAUUAUGAGCCGCCAAUCGCAGAGAAUGGCGUUGUACCACGCAAUGCAUAUGGCAAUGUUGAGUUAUUCAAGGAAUGUAUGUUACCGAAAGGAACUGUCCAUUUAAAAUUGCCUGGAUUGAAUCGUGUAGCAAAAAAGUUGAACAUAGACUGUGCUCCAGCAAUGACUGGUUUUGAUUUUAACGGGGGCUGGUCCCAUCCUGUAUAUGACGGAUUUGUUGUUUGCACGGAAUUUGAAGAGAUUAUCACAGAAGCCUGGAUAAAGGAUCAAGAGGAUCAAGAGCGCAAGGAGCAAGAGAAGCUUGAAGCACGAGUAUAUGGUAAUUGGAGAAGACUUAUACGCGGUCUUCUCAUCAAGCAAAGACUAAAGGCUAAAUAUGGAUUUGAGGAACCCAGCACUUCUCAGGAUAAAAAGAGUAAAGGACCUAGACUUGUUGUAAAAAAGAAAUAGAAUUAUUCGUCGAGUAUAUCGAUAAUGAACUGCCAUAACCGUAGUAGUGUGCUCUGGACAGAUUAUAAUCCUUAAAUCGUGUUUCAAAAAGAACAAUAUUUACAAAGUUCUUUGGUUUCUUAACACAAUUGUAUCGAAGCGUGAUUUCUAGGAUUCAGAUCGAACAAGCGCACAACACUGCUACACUGUAAUUCUUACAAUUUUAGUAUCGCAACUCAAGUCGAUAUUAAAUAAAAAGGGUUUAGUCGUAUUAUGUGUUAAUUAUAGUAACAAAAGUACAAAUAUAAUAAUCCGAAUUCUUAUCAAAGUGAGCGAACAAAAAAUCAUAAAUAACUUCAUUUGAAUAAACAUGUUAAAGAAUUAAUACUUCAUAAUUGAUUACGAUAAGGUUUAUAGUAAUAAUAUCGGAUAAAUAUCAGCCAUUUUGUAAACCUAUUCGUAAAAUACCAUACAAGGUGUUCAAUAGACUAUACCCUUCUUCUGGCUCUUAUCCCACGUUAUGUGAGAUAGGCACAAUGUAUCUCCGAAACUGUUUUGGCAAAUUUAUAACCAUUCAUUCAGUUCCCCUGAACAACUGCACCAUACAUUCGUUAUCAAAAUAACCCGUAAUAUGACAAGACCGAUAAAAACUAGUUAAGUAUGUAUUGCAUGAUAUUAUUAUUAAUUAACGAUCUAAGAUCAUAAAUGCCGUCAAUUGAGCUGAAUGUUAUUAGUUUAAUAAUUUUUUUGUGUCUGAGUACUACACAAAAAAUAAUUAAGAUACAAUUUAAACAAUUUGUUAUGCUUUUCAUCUUUGAAAUAGGCGGGCCCCAUUGUUAAACUCUGUUAUUUAGUAGAGUUGAUGUUGUGUGUAUAACAUACAGUAUCUCUAUCGCCGAACUUAUGACUGUAACAGUCAUAAGUUCGGUGACUUCGAGUAUUGUAUUUUUAUUGGUUAAAUUUAUGUUGCUUUUGCUACAACUGUGUAUUAUAGCUCAAAACUGCAAAGGAUCAGCCACUCGGAAGGGAUUUCAAUUCAUGAAACAAUAGUUUGUACUUAAAAUAAAAUAACUGCCUAGUUGUAGUGGUUAGCAUAUUCACGGGUCACAAGGUCCGGGGUUCGAAUCCCGGCUCGGUCCAAAAAUCGUUAGGUAUUGUGUAUUUUCUAUUAAUCACGUGCCUCGGAGAGCAUGUUAAGCCUGUAAGGUACCGGUUAGUAUCACUUUCUUGUGAUAGUCGGUAAAAUCCACCAACCCGCUUUGGAGCAACAUGGUGAGUCAUUGCUCUAAAACCACCUCUCCUAUGAGAGAGUAGGCCUGUGCCCAGAAGUGGAACUUUGAUAAGCAAAUGAAAGUAUACAUUAGUUACAUGUUUCGAUUGUCACACUAAAUGUCAAAGUUCACUAACGUAAAUUGGCAAGAUAGUCUCUUAUUAAACAACAAUAAUACCUCAGAUUUUAGAUUUUACUUGCUUUAUUAAUUAGGUUUUUAUCACAACUGAAUUGAGUUAUUUUUGUAACUUAUAAGCAAUAAAUGUAAAGCAAAGCUAAAAGCGAUUUGAAUUAAAAUAUAAUGUAUAUUUAGAAUUUAGUAUUACAAUAAUGUGAUUUUGAAAUUAUGUCAGUGAUCCCAAUUUAUUCUACAUUAGCGUUAUUU